ACAGGAUCGUAACCGCGCUCCCAUGCGCCAAUGGAAGCACGGAGUGCUCAGCGGCGUUUGACUGCUCCGCUGAGGGGGAAGUGUUGACAGCUGUAAACCAGACAGUAAGACCGGGGCGGUCAACGGUUGACCGGCAGCUGAAGCAGCUGUGUUUUCAACCGGGUUGGUCCCGUUGCAGCAUUCCCCCAUAACAGCUGAUCUUUUGACGUCAAUGCCGUCCCCAUGCCGUCAUGAGAACAUUCGAGAAGCCGAGACCGGCGAAGACUCUCGUGCGCAUUGGCUAUAAAAUCUCCCUUGAAGCUCCAACGAGCUCAAAACUUUCAACGACCUCUUCACCACAAUUCCAAUUGCCCCCCAGAGCUCCUCAGCAACAAAGCGCUUCUUCAUUCAGCUCAAGUAACUUCCACCAGUCUGCAGAAUCAUGGCCCGCACGUUCAUCCUCGCAGUGGUGCUCCUCUCGGUGGUGUCAUCCUCGGCGGCUGUAGGCCCUCCCGCCCCAGCUGGCGCGACCGUGCCCGCAGCGACCGCAUGCCCCAACUCACCCGCCAACACCCCCACCAACUCCUGCUUCAACAAUGGUGGCACCACUCACGUCUGCUGCAUUAACCCCGACUCGUGCGGUGACAAGGACGCCAAUGGUGGCGCCACGUGCACGAACGGCAACUACUACAUCUUCCCUCCCCCCCCUCCCAUCACUUUCACUCUGAUCAACGGCGGUGCCGCGUGCCCUUCUUGCAACGGCGUCCCGUCCAACGCAUGCUUCAACGCCGGCGGCUCCCAGAAGGUGUGCUGCAUUAACCCCAGCAGCUGCUCCUCGACUACCCCCACGUGCAGCAACAACGCUUACGUCACCUUCACCGGCACUGCGGCCAACCCCGUCCCCUACAACUGUUAGAGCAACCGGGGAUUGUCCACCGGGCGCAUGCGCGCGGGUGUAUUCUAAACCGAGCGUGGCCGGGGGAAUUACCGGUUUUAAGUUUUGGUCCUAGAUGAG
Klebsormidium nitens is the source of this 994-nucleotide messenger RNA. The record is from the annotation of a GenBank genome assembly. Lineage: Eukaryota; Viridiplantae; Streptophyta; Klebsormidiophyceae; Klebsormidiales; Klebsormidiaceae.